ACUAAUCCCUGUCUUGGGAGGUUUUAAGUCAAAACCCUAUUUCUGUUGUUCUCACCGGCGGCGAAACAUUUAGGGUUUGAAGAUGAAGAACUUGAAGCUCUACUGGGAGGUCCCGUUGGAUCUCCGAUUACACUCCGACGACGAAACUCUCCGAUUCUCCGCCGUCGACAUCGAGCGCAACCGCCUCUUCUUCCUCUCUUCCCACAAUUACAUCUACACUUCACAUCUCUCCGCCUUCCACGAAAAAGAAGCUUGGAGUAAAACCUCACUACCUGCAGAUGUUGGCACCGUUGAUCUCGAACCAGGGGACACUGUUACUUCCUUUGAUUAUGUCAUGGAGAAAGAAGCGCUUCUUCUCGGAACUUCAAACGGGCUUCUGUUGCUUUAUAAUGCGGACACGAAUGAAACCCAGGUUGUUGGCAACGUGGAUGGUGGUGUUCACUGUGUUUCCCUUAGUCCUGAUGGGGAACUCCUUGCCACGGUAACUGGUUAUGGCCAGGUUCUGGUCAUGACCCAUGAUUGGGAUUUGUUGUAUGAGACGUCGCUCGAAGAUGAUGAAGGCUAUCACAUAAAUGAAGAAAACUUUGUGCUAAGUCAGAGUGAGCAGCGUCCUAUAUCUUGGCGAGGAGAUGGGAAGUACUUUGUUACGAUGAGUGGUGUGUGUGGUUCUGAUUCACUGCUCAGGAAAAUUAAGGUUUGGGAAAGAGAUUCAGGGGCGUUGCUUGCUUCUUCAGAGCUAAAAGCUUUUGCUGGAGCAGUUUUGGAGUGGAUGCCCAGUGGUGCUAAAAUUGCAGCUGUUUAUGACAGAAAGGCUGAAAAUGAAUGUCCCUUCAUUGUUUUCUUCGAGAGAAAUGGAUUAGAAAGGAGCAAAUUUAGCAUCAAUGGAGGAAUUGAUGCAAAAGUGAAAUUUCUCAAGUGGAAUUGCAGUUCUGAUCUUCUUGCAGGUGUUGUUGAAUGUGAGAAUUAUGAUUCUAUCAAGAUUUGGUAUUUUAGCAACAAUCACUGGUACCUGAAGCAUGAAAUUAGAUACUUGAAGCAAGAUGAAGUCAGGAUCAUCUGGAAUCCAGUAAAGCCUUUACAGUUAAUUUGUUGGACUGUUAGUGGUCAGGUCACAGUUUACAACUUUGUCUGGUUCUCAGCUGUUACGGACAAUUCCAUCGCACUAGUCAUUGAUGGCUCCAAAAUUCUUGUAACCCCACUUUCCUUAUCCUUAAUUCCGCCUCCUAUGUACUUAUUCAGCCUGAAAUUUUCUUCUCAUGUCCGUGGUAUGGCAGUAUAUUGCAAAAACUCUAAGAAUCAGUUAGCUGCAUUUCUUUCAGAUGGUAACUUAUGUGUUGUAGAGCUUCCAUCAAUUGAAACCUGGGAAGAUCUAGAGGGGAAGGAAUUCCGUGUUGAAGCCUCUCAUGCUGAAUUGGUUUUUGGAUCCAUUUUACAUCUUGCAUGGUUGGAUUCCCAUACGCUAUUAGCUGUUUCACAUUAUGGUUUCAGUCAUAGUAAUGGCUUACUCCAAACCUCAAUGAAUGAGGGAGGACUUAGAGGCUUCUAUUUGCAGGAAAUAGAACUUGAAUGUUCUGAGGAUUUUGUUCCAGAAUUACUGACGUGCUCUGGCUGGCAUGCAACAGUUUCAAAGCAAAAUACAGUUGAAGAGCUGGUUGUUGGUGUUGUUCCAAAUCCUGCUAGUAAAUGUUCUGCUUAUAUGCAGUUUCCUGGGGGGGAAAUCAAUGAGUAUGUAUCAAGAAUAGGGAUUGGUGGAGGAUCACUAGACCUAAAGCAUCUAGGUUUUUCUGCAGCCUGCCCUUGGAUGAGUGUAACACUAGUUGGUAGUGCUGGCUCAUCAAAACCAGUGCUUUUUGGACUAGAUGAGAUUGGCAGACUGCAUGCUGGCGGGGGGAUAAUUUGCAACAACUGUAGCAGUUUCUCAUUUUACUCAAAUUUGGCAGAUCAAGUUAUCACACAUCUAAUUCUUACGACUAAACAAGAUUUGCUUUUCAUUGUUGACAUGGUCGAUGUAUUCAAUGGGGAGUUGUUCUCAAAGUAUGGGAAUUUUGUCCAAACUAACAGCAGAAAAAAAGAAGAAAAUGAAAACUACAUAAAUAUCUGGGAGAGAGGUGCUAAAAUUGUUGGAGUUUUACAUGGAGACGAGGCUGCCGUUAUACUGCAAACUACUCGGGGAAACCUAGAAUGUAUAUACCCCAGAAAAUUGGUUCUGGUUUCUAUCAUUAAUGCCUUAGUUCAAAAGCGCUUUACAGAUGCAUUAGUUAUGGUUAGGAGGCAUAGGAUAGAUUUCAAUGUAAUUGUCGAUUACUGUGGUUGGCAAACAUUUUCCCAGUCAGCUUCUGAGUUUGUCAGGCAGAUUAACAAUUUGGGUUACAUAACUGAGUUUGUUUGUUCGAUAAAGAAUGAAAAUGUCAUAGAUAAACUCUACAAAAAUCAUAUAUCUGUUCCCUGUCCCGAGAUUGCUAAUGCUAUGCUAGUUGGAGACCUCCAGAAUUGCCCUGCUGAUAACAAGGUUUCUUCCAUUCUGAUGGCCAUAAGGAAAGCACUUGAGGAUCACUGUACAGAAAGUCCUGCGAGAGAGCUUUGCAUCUUGACCACUCUAGCACGAAGUGAUCCUCCAUUACUUGAAGAUGCUCUAAAGAGAAUAAAAGUUAUCCGUGAACAGGAAUUGUCUCAUGCUGAUGACCAGAGGAAAAUGUCUUGCCCUUCUGCUGAAGAAGCUUUGAAACAUCUUUUGUGGUUAGCCGAUCCUGAUGCUGUCUAUGAAGCUGCCUUGGGUCUUUAUGAUUUAAAUCUUACAGCUAUUGUGGCAUUGAAUGCUCAGAAAGAUCCAAAAGAAUUUCUUCCUUUCUUACAGGAAUUGGAGCAUAUGCCUACGCUGUUAAUGCAAUAUAAUAUUGACCUUAGGCUGAAAAGGUUUGAAAAGGCGCUCAGACACAUUGCUUCUGCUGGAGAUUCUUAUUAUGAUGAUUGUAUGGCACUUGUGAAAAAAAACCCUCAACUUUUUCCACUGUCUCUUCAACUUUUUACUGACCCUGCCAAGAGGAUGCCGUUCCUUGAGGCAUGGGGCGAUUAUCUUACUGAUAAAAAGUGCUUUGAAGAUGCUGCAACAAUGUAUUUGUCCUGUUUCAAUCUGGAUAAGGCUAUGAAGUCUUACCGUGCGGUCAAUAACUGGAGUGGGGUGCUUACAGUUGCUGGGUUCCUCAAUCUGGGAAAGGAUGAAGUACUGCAUCUUGCCGGUGAGCUUUGUGAAGAACUUCAAGCACUGGGUAAACCUGGGGAAGCUGCCAAAGUUGCCCUGGAGUACUGUGGAGAUGUUAACACUGGUGUGAAUUUGUUGAUUUCUGCAAGGGACUGGGAGGAGGCUGUGAGGGUUGUUUUUAUGCAUAGAAGAGAGGACUUAAUUAAAGCAGUGAAGGACGCAUCUGGGGAAUGUGCCAGCACACUUAUCAAUGAAUAUGAGGAAGGGUUAGAGAAAGUGGGGAAGUACUUAGCCCGUUACUUGGCUGUUCGACAGAGAAGAUUACUUCUUGCAGCAAAGCUCAGGUCUGAGGAACGUGCAGCCAGUGAUAUUGAUGAUGAUGCCGCUUCAGAAACCAGCAGCAAUUUUAGUGGAAUGAGUGCAUACACCACAGGGACCAGGAAAAGUUCUGCUGCUUCUACCUAUUCAACUGCAACCACAAGGGCAAGAGACGCUAGGCGUCAAAGGAAAAGAGGAAAAAUCCGUCCUGGGAGUGCUGAUGAGGAGAUGGCCUUAGUGGAGCAUUUGAAAGGAAUGUCUCUAACAGUGGAAGCUAGACGUGAGCUGAAAUCUUUGUUGGUUUCCCUUAUGAUGUUUGGAGAGGGUGAAAUUGCAAGGAAGCUACAGCAAAUGGGGGAGAACUUCCAAUUUUCUCAUAUGGCAGCAGUUAGAUUAGCUGAAGAUACAAUAUCCAAUGAUACCAUAAAUGAGCAAGCACAUACGCUAGAGCAAUAUACCCGAAAAGUAAAGGUUGAAAUGCACAAUUUAGAGGCUCUCUCAUGGAGGAUAAAAGUUUUUUUGCCCUACGAGUGAACUUAACAAAUUAAGAUAGAAAUUUUCUGCUUGGAGUUUGAUGAUGUUGGUGCGUUUGGGUUUUUAGUUGUUUCUGGGUUUAAAAGGAUGUGGGUGGAUGAUGAAGACGAAGAGGAUGAAGGUGGAUGAAAAUUAUGAAGGUUUAUCUUUCUUUAAGGUCUUGAAUCCAUUCAGAACUAUGACUGUGUAAUUCCGCUGAAUUUAUUGUUAUCAUUGUAUAACGAAAAUUAUCUUGUAAGUUAGGGAAACAUGAAUAAUUUUUUUUACGAAUAAAUGAAUUAAAAUAACAUUGUUGGAA
Messenger RNA from Lotus japonicus, 4349 nucleotides. Its product is annotated as elongator complex protein 1. Gene Ontology annotation, molecular function: tRNA binding; protein binding. NCBI's taxonomy places the organism in Eukaryota, Viridiplantae, Streptophyta, Magnoliopsida, Fabales, Fabaceae. Gene Ontology annotation, cellular component: cytosol; elongator holoenzyme complex. Gene Ontology annotation, biological process: tRNA wobble base 5-methoxycarbonylmethyl-2-thiouridinylation. The record is from RefSeq and is a predicted model, not a curated record. Bases 83 to 4051 code for a protein of 1322 amino acids. The transcript is spliced from 5 exons.